This is a messenger RNA of Penicillium salamii, 1500 nucleotides long. Lineage: Eukaryota; Fungi; Ascomycota; Eurotiomycetes; Eurotiales; Aspergillaceae. The record is from the annotation of a GenBank genome assembly.
AUGGCUGCGGAACGCGAGCUGACUGCACUCCCCCAGUGCGAGUCAUCCAAGGCCAUUGAUAUCUUGGGUGUCACUCAAGUCGACUCUCCUACUACUAGGUCGAAAGUGUCCGAGAAAAGACAGCGUCUCUCGGAUCUGUUCACUAUUUUUGCUAGUGGUUUUGCUUUGAUCAGUGAUGGGUAUCAAAACAAUCUGAUGACUAUGACCAAUGUUAUUCUCAAGAAGGAGUACCCCCAAGAGUACACCAGCACUGUGAGCACGCGUGUGUCUAAUGCCUUGCUUGUGGGCGAGGUGAUCGGACAAGUCAUUGUUGGACUCACAUGCGACUAUUUUGGCCGUAAAACAGCCAUCGUCUUCACCACCUUGAUGAUCGUCAUCGGCGGCAUCCUCGCUACAGCUUCCCACGGCGCCACAAUCGAUGGCAUGUUUUGGAUGAUGACCGUCGCGCGUGGCAUUGUCGGAUUCGGUGCCGGCGGCGAGUACCCGGCCUCUUCGACAUCUGCUUCGGAAGCAGCGAACGAUCUCAUCCCCAAGCACCGCGGCCCAGCAUUCAUCAUGGUGACAAACUUUCCUCUCUCAUUCGGUGGCCCGUUCGCAGUGUCAAUCUUCCUCAUCGUGCUGAUGGCCUGUCAUCAAUCCCACUACAGUACUGUGUGGCGAGUCUGCUUUGGAAUAGGAUGCAUCUGGCCGCUGAUGAUAUUCUACUUCCGCAUCCGCAUGCUUAACUCGGUCCUUUACCGACGUGGGGCUAUCAAACGACAUGUGCCUUACAUGCUUGUGCUACGGUACUAUUGGAGAUCACUGAUAGGGACAUGCGGGGCUUGGUUCUUAUAUGACUUUGUGACUUUCCCUAACGGGGUUUUUUCAGGAACCAUCAUCUCCUCCGUCGUGCACAAUGGCUCGAUUCGCCAAACAGGCGAGUGGCAACUCCUCCUCGGCGCAAUUGCACUGCCAGGUGUUGUUCUCGGCGCGAUUCUUUGCGAUCGGCUCGGCCGCAAGCCUAUCAUGAUGAUUGGAUUCAGUGGAUAUCUCAUCUUCGGACUGAUUAUCGGCUGUGCAUAUAACCAGAUCACGAAGAUUAUUCCGCUUUUCAUUGUCUUUUAUGGACUCAUGCAGAGCUCUGGUAACUUUGGACCUGGAAAUAUGCUCGGGCUGAUCUCUUCUGAGUCGUAUGCUACUGGUGUGCGCGGAACAUGCUAUGGAUUUUCGGCGGCGAUUGGGAAGGUCGGGGCUGCGAUUGGGACCCAGGCGUUCGAACCUAUCAGGAAUAACUUGGGGAACAGGUGGACUUUCAUCAUUGCCGCUGUUUGUGGUGUGAUUGGUAUUAUUGUCACCUGGGUCUUUGUGCCGGAUUUGUCUGGCGAGGAUUUGAGACACCGAGAUGAGAAUUUCCGUGCUUACCUUGUUUCUCAGGGCUGGGAUGGCACUAUGGGCGAAGAUGAUCUGCAGGCGUUUGCUGGUCAGGAGGAUCCAUAUGGUAUCGAGAGGGCCAAGAUUUAG